GGAAAAGGAAAUGAAGUCUGAAUGUUUGCUGCUAACAACAAACGGGUAACUCUGUUAAAUGUAAUUAGGGAAUGCUUUUUGAGGGGGUAAACCAUAACGUGGCUUGCUAUUCGUUGUACACUAAUCUCUUCGGAGUGAAUGUUUAAGGACCCCGAAGCCUUGAGAACAGUUUACUUAAUAUGAAGAACCACAACAGUCCUGAUCCUGAAGAUUCUCCCAUACUGCAAGACGGUGUUGCCGAAACCGCAGACGACCCACUGGCUAUCACAGCCAUCCAGUCUGCUGCCGCAUUCUCCGCAGAUCCACAAAUUAAGUAUCAUCUUUUAAAAACGGAAGGAACAGGGGGCCAGGUGACAUACCGAGUGAUCCACUUGGCUGACGGGCAGGUAGAAGGGCAGGCGGAUGGGGCUGCAGCGGUCAGCGUGGUGACUGGGUUUCCCACAGUAACUCAGGCAGCCACACCGCCUGUAACACAGGCCGUAAUCUCUCAGUCUGAGAGUCUGGAGGGAGAGACGUCUGAGACUCAAUAUUACUAUCCUGCCACCCUCUCUGACACAGCUGCCAGCACCAUGGUCACCAAUCUCCACACAGCUGAUUCGGUACUAUCUCAGACAACCUCGGCAGGUCAGCUCUACGUAAUGAUGUCACCUCAGGAAGUUCUGGCCACAACACAGCAGAGUAAGUCGGGAACACAGCGUGGUUCCAGGGAUGACAAGCGGAGGGCUCAGCACAAUGAAGUGGAACGCAGACGGAGGGACAAGAUCAACAACUGGAUUGUCCAGCUUUCCAAAACAAUCCCUGACUGCAACAUAGAUGCAACCAAAAAUGGUCAAAGUAAGGGUGGGAUCUUGUCCAAAGCGUGUGACUAUAUCCAAGAGAUGCGUCAGAGCAAUGCACGGCUGGAGGAGGAACUCAAUACUGUGGAAAGACUGAGGAUGGACAAUCAGCUUCUCAAACAAGAGAUGGAGGAGUGGAAAUCAAAGAAUCAGAUGAUCAGAGCCCAGUUAAGACAGCAUGGCAUAGUGGCAGCAUCAAUGGACUCUCAGUGAAGAACUGCAGAUCAACUAUAACCUUCUCCUGCUGUGGUCUUGUCAUUAAUUCCAUUUAUCCAUGUUUGAAAUGACAUGUAAGUCGUUCUUACUGUGGACAGUCACACUCUUUUCUUUGUCUUCUUCACGGUCCACUUCGCAAAUAGCCUUUGAUUGUUUCAUAUUUUUUCCAGAGUGGUCUGUUAUUGUAACUGCACUGAAAUGAUGUAUAAUUGUCAGAUCUGUAUAUUUGUAGAUCUGUAUUUAAAGAACGAUUAUACUUUAAAUGACUACUAUGAUGGUGUUUCAAAUGUGUUUUUUUUUUUUUUUUUUUUUUCACAAUUUGGUCACCUUUAUUGCAUUUUUAAAGCAAAAUGUUAUUGUUUUAUGUCUAUUCGGUCAAAGGUUUUGUCGAAACAAUUUCUUACGCAAUGCCUUGACAAUCAACUUAAGCCAAAACACCAGCUUUAAACAUUCGGUCAUUUAUAUUGCAGUUCUGAUAUGUAAACAUCCCAGUAAAUUGUACAAAAUACACAAUGUCCUUACACAAUAUUGUUUGAUCAAAUCUUUAUUGAAUUUUGUGACAUUUCAAAUAUAAACACUGGUAGAUUUGUUCAGUCAUCAAUCACAAAUGCGCAGAUUUAGUCAAACUGGAUGAGACUUUAAAUACUGUAUAUCGCAAAUUAUAGUUACUAAUAAAGCAGUUGUUGUACUAAAUUGA
This is a messenger RNA of Puntigrus tetrazona (Sumatra barb), 1749 nucleotides long. RefSeq names its product upstream transcription factor 1, like (gene usf1l). The transcript has 11 exons. The coding region runs from base 180 to 1049 and encodes 289 amino acids. Gene Ontology annotation, biological process: regulation of transcription by RNA polymerase II. Lineage: Eukaryota; Metazoa; Chordata; Actinopteri; Cypriniformes; Cyprinidae. The record is from RefSeq and is a predicted model, not a curated record. Gene Ontology annotation, molecular function: RNA polymerase II cis-regulatory region sequence-specific DNA binding; DNA-binding transcription factor activity, RNA polymerase II-specific; protein dimerization activity.